Molecule: messenger RNA, 5577 nt
Organism: Orbilia oligospora ATCC 24927
Lineage: Eukaryota; Fungi; Ascomycota; Orbiliomycetes; Orbiliales; Orbiliaceae
Exons: 4
Coding region: 1-5577 (1858 amino acids)
Biological process (GO): long-chain fatty acid biosynthetic process
Cellular component (GO): fatty acid synthase complex
Molecular function (GO): 3-oxoacyl-[acyl-carrier-protein] synthase activity; fatty acid synthase activity; 3-oxoacyl-[acyl-carrier-protein] reductase (NADPH) activity
Source: RefSeq, a predicted model, not a curated record
AUGCCGACCCACGAACAGGAGCAGGAGCUCUCCCACUUGCUCCUCAUCGAACUUCUCGCAUACCAAUUCGCCUCCCCUGUCAGAUGGAUUGAAACCCAGGAUGUCAUCCUUAGCGAGCAACGAGCCGAGAGAAUCGUUGAAGUCGGCCCAGCAGACACACUAGCUGGUAUGGCCCGACGGACCCUAGCCGCAAAAUAUGAAGCAUACGAUGCUGCCUUAUCGCUGCAGCGCCAGGUUCUCAGCUACAACAAAGAUGGCAAAGAAAUCUACUACCAGGCCGAACCAGAGGCCGAAGAACCAGAACCAACUGCCGCUUCUUCGGCGCCAGCUGCUUCUUCCUCUUCUUCAUCAGCUGCGCCAACUGCUGCUGCUGUUGCCGCCCCUCCACCACCAUCUGCAGGUCCAGCUGCUUCCGUCCCAGAUGCUCCGGUUUCAGCUACAGACGUUGUACGAAGCUUGAUUGCUCAGAAGCUCAAGAAAGGUCUCUCGGAUAUCCCUCUCUCCAAAGCCAUCAAAGACUUGGUUGGAGGUAAAUCGACACUACAAAAUGAAAUUCUUGGUGACCUGCAGAAGGAGUUCGGUUCGACACCCGAAAAGCCAGAAGAUACCCCUCUAGACGAACUCGGUGCAGCAAUGCAGGCCACAUUCAACGGCCAGCUUGGAAAGCACAGUUCUUCCCUUAUUGCCCGCAUGAUCAGUUCCAAGAUGCCUGGUGGUUUCAACAUGACAUCUGCCAGAAAAUACCUGGAAACAAGGUGGGGACUUGGUCCUGGUCGACAAGAUGGUGUUCUAUUGAUGGCCAUCACCGCAGAACCUGCUGCUAGAUUGGGAUCUGAUAACGAUGCCAAAGCGUUCUUCGACGACAUCACACAGAAAUAUGCCGCAGCAUCUGGUGUAUCACUAUCCUCGCCUGCUGCGGGAGGUGCUGCCGCCGCUGGUGCCGGCAUGAUGGUUGACUCUGCUGCACUCGAUGCCCUUACAAAGGAUCAAAAGGCUUUGUUCAAACAACAGCUCGAGAUCCUAGCCAGGUACCUCAAGAUGGACCUCACAGCCGGUGACAAGGCUCACAUCGGUUCGAAAGAGUCCCAGGCCGUCUUACAGGCCCAACUCGAUCUCUGGAAUGCUGAACACGGUGAUUACUACGCUGAAGGCAUUGCUCCGAUAUUCUCCAGCCUGAAAGCCCGCGUUUACGACUCCUCGUGGAAUUGGGUCCGCCAGGACGCUCUCACAAUGUACUACGAUGUUGUUUUCGGCAGGCUCAAGCUCGUUGAUCGUGACAUUGUCAGCCACUGCAUCCGAAUCAUGAACAGAAGCAAUCCCACAUUGUUGGAAUUCAUGCAGUACAAUAUUGACCAUACCCCAACAGAGCGCGGUGAGACCUAUAAACUUGCCAAAGAACUAGCCGGUCAGCUCCUUAGCAACUGUAUCGAAGCUCUAAACGCCAACCCGGUCUACAAGGAUGUCGACUAUCCAACUGGCCCACAGACCACGAUCGACAACCAGGGAAAUCUAUCCUACGCCGAAGUCACACGACCUUCAGUCCGAAAAUUGGAGCACUACGUCAAGGAGAUGGCCGCGGGAGGAAAGGUUUCAGAAUACGGCAACAAGACAAAGGUUCAGCAAGACCUGCAGAAGGUUUAUAAGAUAAUCCGUCAGCAGCACAAGCUUUCCAAGACCGACCAACUUCAAAUCAAGCAACUCUAUUCCAACGUUUAUAGGGCUUUGGCGAUGAACGAGGGUCAGCUGUUCAACGAUAAAAAGACAAAGAAGGGCGCCAGAAGCAUCGCUGCUGCCGUUGGAAAGAGCGGUGACGCAAAGAUGCGAAGCAUUCCUUUCUUGCAUUUGAAGAGCAGAUCCGGUCAGGAAUGGGGCUACAGCAAGAAACUGACUGGUGUCUACCUCGAUACAUUGGAGAAGGCCGCGGUCAACGGUAUAUCUUUCGCUGGCAGAAAUGUCUUGAUUACUGGUGCCGGUGCCGGUUCCAUCGGUUCUCGGGUCCUUGAGGGAUUGCUUUCCGGUGGUGCCCGCGUCAUUGUUACGACCAGCCGCUUCUCCCGUGAGACUACUGAAUACUACCAGGCAACCUACUCUAGAUACGGAGCCAAGGGAUCCUGUCUCGUUGUUGUUCCAUUUAACCAGGGUAGCAAGCAAGAUAUUGAAGCCUUGGUUAACUACAUCUACGACGCCAAGAAGGGCCUCGGCUGGGAUCUCGAUCAUAUCAUCCCAUUCGCUGCCAUUCCAGAAAAUGGCCGUGAAAUUGAUGGUAUUGACUCUAAAUCCGAGCUUGCUCACCGUAUCGAAUUGACCAACGUUAUCCGUCUCAUCGGUGCUGUCAAGGCCCAGAAGCACGCAGCUGGCAUUCAAACCAGACCCGCUCAGGUCGUUCUUCCGUUGUCUCCCAACCAUGGUACCUUCGGUAAUGAUGGUCUCUACUCUGAAUCCAAGUUGGGUCUUGAGACUCUUUUCAACAGAUGGCAUUCUGAAUCCUGGGCCAGCUACCUUACUAUCUGCGGUGCCGUCAUUGGCUGGACCCGUGGAACUGGUCUUAUGAACAUGAACAACAUUACCGCUGAAGCUGUUGAGAAGCUCGGUGUUCGUACUUUCUCUGGCCAAGAGAUGGCUUUCAAUCUUUUGGGAUUGAUGGCACCAACUAUCGUCAACCUUUGCCAAGUCGAGCCCGUCUUCGCCGAUCUCAACGGUGCUCUUCACUUCUUGCCCAACUUGAAGGAUAUCAUGAGCUCUCGUCGCGCUGAGAUCAUGGCCACUUCUGAAGUUCGACAGGCUGUUACUCGUGAGACUUCCAUCGAACACAAAGUCAUAAACGGCGAUGGCUCUGCUGAGCUUUACAAGAAGAUCACUGUUGCUCCUCGUGCCAACAUGAAGUUCGAGUUCCCUGAGCUUCCAGAGUACAAGUCGCUCGAGCCCCUCGCCCAAGAUCUCCGUGGCAUGGUUGACCUUGAAAAGGUCGUCGUCGUCACUGGUUUCGCUGAAAUUGGACCAUGGGGUAACUCGAGAACUCGUUGGGAAAUGGAAGCUUACGGAAAGUUCUCCUUGGAGGGAUGCGUCGAGAUGGCCUGGAUCAUGGGUCUCAUCAAGAAUCACAACGGUCCCUUGAAGGGCAAGCACUACUCCGGGUGGGUUGACUCCAAGACGAGCGAGCCAGUCGACGACAAGGACAUCAAGGCGAAAUACGAGUCACAGAUUUUGGAGCACUCCGGUAUCCGUUUGAUUGAGCCAGAGCUUUUCGGAGGGUACGAUCCAAACAAGAAGGAGAUUCUCCAAGAAAUCGUUAUCCAGGAGGAUCUCGAUCCCUUUGAGGCUUCUAAGGAGACAGCUGAAGAAUUCCGACGACGACACAAUGAGUUCGUUGAGACAUUCGAGAUUGUUGAGACCGGAGAAUGGACCAUCCGCAUCAAGAAGGGUGCUACCCUGCUCGUCCCCAAGGCUCUCAAGUUCGACCGAUUGGUCGCUGGUCAGAUCCCAGCUGGCUGGAAUGCUAAGCAAUACGGUAUCCCCGAUGAUAUUAUUGGCCAAGUCGACCGUGUCACUCUCUAUCUUCUCGUCUGUGUGGUUGAGGGUCUCUUGAGCUCUGGUAUCACCGAUCCUUACGAAUUCUACAAGUAUGUCCAUGUUUCUGAACUCGGCAACUGUGUCGGAUCUGGUGUCGGUGGUGUCAAUGCCCUCAAAGCGAUGUACAAAGAUAGAUGGGCCGACAAGCCAGUCCAAAAGGACAUUCUCCAAGAGUCCUUUAUCAAUACCAUGAGUGCUUGGGUCAACAUGUUGCUCCUUUCUUCCUCUGGUCCUAUCAAAUCGCCAUCAGGUGCUUGUGCUACCGCCAUUGAAUCAGUUGACAUUGGUUAUGAUACCAUCGUCAGCGGAAAGGCCAAGUGCGUCCUCGUUGGUGGUUUCGAUGACUUCCAGGAAGAAGCCUCAUACGAAUUCGCAAACAUGAAGGCUACCAGCAACGCCGAAGAGGAGUUCGCGCACGGUAGAACACCUGGAGAGAUGUCUAGACCAACUACUACCACUCGUGCCGGUUUCAUGGAAGCCCAAGGUUGCGGUAUUCAGGUCUUGAUGAGCGCCAAAUUAGCAUUGGAGAUGGGUGUUCCCAUCUAUAGUAUUGUCGCUUUGACUGCCACCGCUACUGACAAGACUGGCCGCAGCAUUCCCGCUCCUGGUCGUGGUAUCAUGACCACUGCUCGUGAAACCGCAAGCCGCUUCCCGUCGCCGCUUCUUGAUAUCAAGUACAGGAAGAGGCAGCUCGAAGCCCGCAAGCAGCAGAUCAAGUCGUGGACCGAAGCCGAGAUCAUGUACUUGCAAGAUGAGGUCGCCGCUCUCAAGGCAUCCGGUGAGCUUGAAGGUAUUGCCGAGCGAGAGUAUGUGGAUGACCGUGCUAAGCACAUUGAACGCGAGGCCAAGCGUCAAGAGUCCGAGGCUCUUAACUCUUGGGGUAAUGAGUUCUGGAAGAACGAUCCCAAGAUUGCUCCUCUCCGUGGUGCCUUAGCCACUUGGGGUCUUACCAUCGAUGACCUCGAUGUCGCUAGUUUGCACGGAACCUCCACCGUUGCCAACGACAAGAAUGAGUCCAAGUCGCUCAAUGAUAUGCUCGGCCACUUGGGUAGAUCGAAGGGUAACGCUUUGCUCGUUGUUUGUCAGAAGUUCCUUACUGGUCAUCCCAAGGGUGCAGCCGGUGCAUGGAUGAUGAACGGUGCUAUUCAGGUCCUCAAUUCCGGUCUCGUCCCCGGCAACAGAAACGCAGACAAUGUGGACAAGGUCUUCGAGCAGUUUUCAUACCUCCUUUUCCCCAGCCGUUCCCUCCAGACAGAUGGUAUCAAAGCUUUCUCGGUCACUUCGUUCGGCUUCGGACAGAAGGGUGCUCAAGCUGUCGGUAUCCAUCCCAAAUACCUCUUCGCCACUCUUGACGAGCAAACAUACGAGAUCUACAAGGCCAAGGUGGAUGCGCGCCACAAGAAGGCAUACCGAUACUUCCACUCUUCGCUUUGCAAUAACAAUAUGUUUGUUGCCAAGAAUAGCGCUCCGUAUACCCCUGAGUUGGAGACAUCAGUCUACCUCGAUCCUCUUGCCAGAGUUACACCUGACAAGAAGAACGGAUCUUACAGUUUCUCGGACCGACCGCCAAAGAAGGCCGCUGACCCUGAUGACACUAGGAAAGUUGUCGAACAGUUGGCUUUGGCGAGCGUGAAGGGGAGCAAUAGUAAGAUUGGAGUAGACGUUGAGUUGUUAUCUUCGAUCAAUAUUGAGAAUGAGAAUUUCAUUGAGAGGAACUUCACAAAGGGAGAGCAGGAGUAUUGCCGACAGGCCCCUAAUCCACAAGCCAGCUUUGCGGGUAGGUGGAGUGCCAAGGAGGCAGUUUGGAAGACCUUGGGGGUUGAAAGCAAAGGUGCUGGGGCGCCUUUGGUAGAGAUUGAAAUUGAGAGGGAUGAGAAGGGUGCGCCAGUUGUUAAGCUCCAUGGAGAUGCAUUGGCAGCAGCAGAGAAGAAUGGAAUCAAGGACGUCCAGGUGACAAUCAGCCAUAGCGAUGUUCAAGCGAUUGCAGUUGCAGUGUCUACUUUUUAA